GGCCUCUUCCCGCGCGACGUGGCAAGGAUGUAGUCCCCCAUUAACCUAGACCCCUCCCCAUGCCCCGUGCCCCUGCCCACCCCUAUUCCCCUGGAUACAAGAGAGAGAUUCUAGCAUACAAGAUAGUAGUUGCUGCGUCGGGAGGCGAGCGGACGGCGGAGCGCGGGAGAGAGAACGGGCGUCUGGAGAGGAAGCAAGGCAAACAAACGGGCUUCGUUAGCAUGAGGGUCCCCACCAGCACCGCCAUGGGCGUGGGCAUCGGCGUGGGCGUGGGCGCCUUGGCCGGCCUGUGGGCGUGGAGGCGCCACACCCCUAGGGAGCCGCCCAACACGUGGGAGGAAGUGGGCGUGAUCUCGGCGCUGACGCUGUACCCCCUGAAGUCGGGGCGCGGAGUGGCCGUGGAGGAAGGCCGCGCCACGGAGUUCGGACUCGCCAGCGGCCCCGCGAGGGACAGGUCAUUCAUGGUGAUGACGUCAGAGGGCACCUUCAUCACGUGCCGCCAGGUGGGCCGCCUCGCCACAGUGGUCAUCAAGAUCGAGGAUCAGAGGGUGACCCUUAGCGCCGACGGCGAGGGAGAGGUCACUUUCGAUCUCCAGCAGGUCAUGGGAGACGUGAAGGUCAACCAAGUCAGGAUCUGGAACCAACGGACGCGCGGCGUGGACUGCGGCGACGCGGUGGCGGACUGGCUCUCGCAGCUGCUUUACAAGGGCGAGACGCGCGUCCGACUCCUGUACCAAGGCGGCCUGGUCAAGGACCGGCCCGCCAGGAAGCCAGACUACUUCGAGUUCCCGCAGUUCAGGGCGUCGGACAGGGUGAGGGAGGCGGCAGAACCUGUGGUGGUGGUGGGGGGCGGAGAAGAAAAUAUUUCGUUGUGUAUGAGGAAGAAUUGUAUGUUAUGUCACUAUUUGCUGUUAGCCUCAUCUUAUUAUUGGCUUAUUUUUAUUUUUUUACCUAGUCAUUUAUAUUGGUUCUAUUUAUUAUGUCAGAUUCUCUCUCUCUUCUUCCUUUCUUUUCUCUUUCCUCUCUUUGGUUCACUUCCUAUCAGUCAGUUCACAUCAUCCACAGGGAAGUAAGCCAGGUGCACAUAUAGCCUGAGUUGGCAAUCCGGCAUAGGGACUUCUUACAAAAGGCAUUAGGAUAUGACCAUAAAGCACUAGAUAACGUCCAGGUUUCACUUCCAUAAAUCAAAACCUGAAUGGCAGAAUCAGAGUCUUGAAGAAAUUUAGCUUGGUCC
Penaeus chinensis is the source of this 1234-nucleotide messenger RNA. RefSeq names its product mitochondrial amidoxime reducing component 2-like. The record is from RefSeq and is a predicted model, not a curated record. The transcript is spliced from 5 exons. Lineage: Eukaryota; Metazoa; Arthropoda; Malacostraca; Decapoda; Penaeidae. Bases 60 to 1073 code for a protein of 337 amino acids.